CAUAUGUUCAUCGCAGCAUUAUUUACAAUAGCUAAGGUGGCUCUUGUCUCUGCUGAUCCUGGAAAAGUGAUUUGUGAACUGAAAGUAGAAGAGGAGCAUACCAAUAAGGGCGGCACUCUCCAUGGAGGGUUGACAGCCACCUUAGUGGAUAACGUAUCAACAAUGGCUCUGCUCUGCACAGAAAGGGGAGCACCUGGUGUCAGUGUCGAUAUGAACAUAACGUACAUGUCACCUGCUAAAAUAGGAGAAGACAUAGUGAUUACAGCACGUGUUCUGAAGCAAGGAAAAACACUUGCAUUUGCCUCUGUGGAUUUGACCAACAAAGCCACGGGAAAAUUGGUAGCACAAGGCAGACACACAAAACACUUGGGAAACUGAGAGGACAGCAGUAUGACUUGAAACCCAACAAGGAAUAUCAAGUGUAAAUUUGACUUGAACAAAUGUAAUUUUCAAAAUAAAUUACAAUAACCAGAAGUAGCUAACAAAUACUGUCUUUGGGGAAAAGGACAUGGAGUCCAAGUGGGAUAUAGGAUGGGGAUAUCAUUUUCAUUUUACGUCUCUUCAGUUUGUUUUUAAUCUUGUGUAUGAUACUCAUAUGAAAAAAUUCUUAGUUCAGUGUUUUGAAAACUUAGGGAAAGCAAAGAAACUAGUCAGGCCAUUUUGAGAUAAGAUUACCUUAAAACUGAACUCUAUUAAACUAAAGGAAAAAUAUAAAUUAAUGGUUAAUCCUUAAUGAAUUUUUAGGUCCUUCUCAGCUCUAAAAUGCCAUCUACAUUUUUUUAAACCCAAUUUCAAGACUAUGAAACUUCAAAAUAGAUUGAGCCAUGUGGCCUGAUGUAGUCAAGAAAGUUGGAGGCAAAGUACAUUAAUGAUAUAGAAAACAGUCCAAUGGGUGUGGUGUUUUUGAUAGUGUUACAGGACUGGCAUAUUUUAUAUUGGGGGGAGGAGCAUACCAUUAGCCCCUUUUCUAGUACCUAGAAUAAAACCAUGAAGAUCUUAAAUCUCAGUCUACAGUAUCAAAAAGACCAAGUUCACAAAUUGUUUCAUCCAUUUCUUAGUUGACUAUAUGGCAUUCUUAAUAUUUGAUUUCUGCAUCAAGCAGUCUUAGUGAACAUGACUAAAAAGUGAUGUGACUUUAAAUAAAUCUGGAAACAGUCAACUAAA
Molecule: messenger RNA, 1164 nt
Organism: Hipposideros armiger (great roundleaf bat)
Lineage: Eukaryota; Metazoa; Chordata; Mammalia; Chiroptera; Hipposideridae
Gene: ACOT13
Product: acyl-CoA thioesterase 13
Exons: 3
Coding region: 4-378 (124 amino acids)
Molecular function (GO): fatty acyl-CoA hydrolase activity
Source: RefSeq, a predicted model, not a curated record